Molecule: messenger RNA, 972 nt
Organism: Hibiscus syriacus
Lineage: Eukaryota; Viridiplantae; Streptophyta; Magnoliopsida; Malvales; Malvaceae
Product: psbP domain-containing protein 4, chloroplastic-like
Exons: 5
Coding region: 67-882 (271 amino acids)
Biological process (GO): photosynthesis
Cellular component (GO): photosystem II oxygen evolving complex; extrinsic component of membrane; photosystem II
Molecular function (GO): calcium ion binding
Source: RefSeq, a predicted model, not a curated record
AAAAUACUUAACAGUUUCUUCUUGCUCCUUGAACUUCAGCUCUAUAAUCCUUUGCUAGAAAAAAAAAUGGUGAUCACGUUGUUUUCCGGUUGCUCUAGCUUUUCAUGGAAAUGUCAUCGGCAACCACGCCCUCAUUCUUCACCAGAAAAUGGGAUUUCAAAACCCAAAACUGUUACCACUUCAAGAGGAAACGGGUUGGUUGGCAAGGAGAAAGAGGAUUCAUGGGGGAUUUUGAGCAGACGAUCCCUUUUGAUUUCCGGGAUUCCUCUAUCGUCUCUGUCUGUAUUUGGAUUUCCAGGCGAGGGCAUGGCGGUCGUCAAACAAGGUCUUCUAGCAGGAAGGAUACCUGGCUUGUCCGAGCCCGAUGACCAAGGUUGGAGUACAUAUCGGAGACCCGAUGACAAGUCGGGAGGGCAUGGUGUUGGAUGGAGUCCUAUCAUCCCUUAUUCCUUUAAAGUUCCUCAAGGUUGGGAAGAGGUUCCUGUAUCGAUAGCGGAUUUAGGCGGUACCGAGAUCGACUUGAGGUUUGCUAGCUCGAAACAAGGACGUUUGUUCGUCAUUGUUGCUCCUGUUCUGAGAUUCGCUGACAAUCUCGGUGACGAUGCCACGAUUCAAAAGAUCGGACCUCCAGAAAAAGUGAUCAAUGCAUUCAGACCGGAAGUGAUCGGUGAAAACGUAGAAGGCAAGGUACUAAGCAUGAAGACGGCAGAGCAUGAUGGCAGGAUGUAUUACCAGUAUGAAUUGGAGCCACCCCAUGCGCUGAUCACUGCAACUGCAGCCGGUAACCGGUUUUACCUAUUCACUGUAACCGGAAGUGGUCUUCAAUGGAAAAGACAUUACGAGGAUUUAAAGCGGAUAGCCGAGUCUUUUCGUGUGGUCUAGUUUCGGAUCUCCCUGGUUUAUGACUUCAGUAGAUUACUAGCUAUGGAUAUUUUUCCUCUGCAAUUUAAAGGUACAACAAAAAGGAGGAGA